UCGUCCCACCCAUAAUCUGUAUGCAUAUUCUCUUCUGCUUUUUCCUCUCUCUAACCACUAGCCAAAUUCCAUCUCUUCUCACUCAUACUCACUCACUCUCUCAUCAUACCCACUCUGCAGUACGUAUACCUUUUCCGAUGGCUGCCUUUUUGCUUGCCUUCCUCCUCCUCGCCAUGACCGCCCCUCACUCCAGUGGGACAUGGUGUGUGUGCAAGGAGGGUUUGAGCGAUGCAGCGUUGCAGAAGACACUGGACUAUGCAUGUGGAGCCGGGGCGGACUGCAACCCCAUCCAUCAAAGCGCGCCCUGUUUCAACCCGAAUACUGUCCGCGCACACUGCAGUUACGCCGUCAACAGUUAUUUCCAAAGAUAUCGGCAGGCUCCUAUUGCCUGUGAUUUCUCCGGCACUGCUUCCGUCGUCACAUCCGACCCUAGCACGGGUGGCUGUGUGUUCCCUGCUACUGCCAGUGCCACCACCACUCCUGGAACCACAACGAAUCCCAAUGGCGGGUCGCCCCUUGUGACGACCCCUUCCACAAGCACAACGGGAGGGGCUAAUACCGGCUUAGGCCCAUCGGGAGUGAACAACGACAAUAGCGUUGCUGUAAUUCUAGUUCCCCGUUACAUCGUAUUCUGGUUUUCCGUGAUCUUAGCCCUUCUUGGACAUAUGUUCCGGUGGACUUGAGAAAGAUGGUGGGAAUUGUUGGAUGUAUCAAGAUUUUCAUGAUCAAAUGGUGAUAUGGUGAUUUGGAAACAACCUUUGGUUUUUGUUGAUUUCUUCCCCAUCUAAAUAUGGUGAAACAUGAUGGGCUUUUUCUUUGAUUCCUCCUGGAUAUUGUAGUGUAGCAAGUAAUGGCUAUUUUGCCUUGGUACUAUCCAUCUCAAGGACCAUAAUGUACUUGCAACUUUAGGGUUAUGGUGAAUAGUCUUUCUUGUAACAUAAA
This is a messenger RNA of Sesamum indicum (sesame), 942 nucleotides long. RefSeq names its product PLASMODESMATA CALLOSE-BINDING PROTEIN 2. NCBI's taxonomy places the organism in Eukaryota, Viridiplantae, Streptophyta, Magnoliopsida, Lamiales, Pedaliaceae. The record is from RefSeq and is a predicted model, not a curated record.